This is a messenger RNA of Aethina tumida (small hive beetle), 1561 nucleotides long. Its product is annotated as 3-galactosyl-N-acetylglucosaminide 4-alpha-L-fucosyltransferase FUT3. The coding region runs from base 188 to 1489 and encodes 433 amino acids. The transcript is spliced from 6 exons. Gene Ontology annotation, molecular function: alpha-(1->3)-fucosyltransferase activity. The record is from RefSeq and is a predicted model, not a curated record. NCBI's taxonomy places the organism in Eukaryota, Metazoa, Arthropoda, Insecta, Coleoptera, Nitidulidae. Gene Ontology annotation, cellular component: membrane.
GCAUUUUGUGAAGUCGCACCGCAAUAAGAUGCGUUUUCCUGGCAGCCGCGUUCGUUUUCGCAGUACCGACGUUUGAGUACCAUGUGUUGCGUUGCGGUUUUGUGAAAAGGGACUUGAUUAAAUCGUUAAUGGGAUUUUGGAGAAUAAUAUUAAUUGUCGACUGUAACGUAUUUUUAAUUGGAUUUUUAUGAAACGGUAUUGUACAGAUAAUGUAAUGAUGUCUGCCGUUCAUGUGUACAGAAAGAAGACGUUCCUUCUGGCCACGGUUUUAUUCACCAGCUUUAUCCUGGUGCUGCAACUGAGUGCAAUAAAUAAUCAACCGGAUAAUGUCAGUGUUAAAAUUGUUGUGGCAGGUUACAACGACAAUCAAAUCGAUGAGUGGUUUCAAAUGAGACUUAAUGAGAAAUCGAGGAUGUCGGAUUUGGGGAGGAUGGUGUUCUUGAACGAACAGCCGCAAAUUGUCAAUAAACCAAAGGGUGACAAAUUCAAAAUUUUGGUUUGGAAAUAUGGUAGCAAAAUCGAGAAUAGACACCUCAAACGCUUUUCCGGCGACAAGUAUACUAAUCCGUAUUCCGAAUGUUCGGUAAGAAACUGUGAUAUUAGUUAUAAGGACUCGGAUAUUAACGACGCGGACAUUGUCAUCUUCCAUAUGCACGCGAUGGAAGGAACUGUAGACCUACCGCCGAAUAAAAGAAAUCCAAACCAAAUUUGGGCUUUUCUGACUGACGAAAGUCCCUACCAUACGUUCCUCAAAUCCCACAAGUAUAAAAUGUCAGACUUUGACGGUGUUUUCAACUGGUCCAUGUCUUACAGAAUGGACGCGGAUAUACCGGUGCCGUACGGCAGGACCGUGGUGGAAACUAGCAAAGAACUUAAUCUGGACUUCAAGAAACGUCGCGACGUUCUAAUCGCGAUAAUGGGUUCAAACUGCGGCGGCAUCAACGGCCGAUGGGACUACGUUAAAGAACUGUCCAAACACAUCCCCGUCCAUAUCUACGGCGGAUGCGGCACGGACUUCAAACACACGUGCCCGGGUCAUUUCAGAGAAGACUGCCAUGCGAUUGACGACUACAUGUUCUAUCUGUCAUUCGAGAACUCGAACUGCGACGAGUACAUCACCGAGAAACUGUGGUGGAACGCGUUCGAAAAGGGUGCCAUCCCGAUUGUGAUGGGCGGCUCGGACCAGGCAUACAGGAAACUGUUACCGCCCGACUCUUACAUCAACAUCGCCGACUUCGCCAGUCCCAAAAUCCUCGCCGACUAUGUGGCCUUCCUCAACCGCACCGGCGACUUUGUGAGCUACUACCGUUGGCGCAAACAGUUUCGGGUGCUCAACGAGCACGGAUAUUUCAAAAGUAAAUCGGUGCACUACUGCCGGAUAUGCGAGGCGCUAAACUACAACGUGAGGAACACGUCCAAAGUGCUGACCAACAUGAAGGACUGGUGGAGCGUACAAGCGAAUUGUCAUGCAUCCUGGAAGGACUCUUGAACCUACGAUUAUGUCCCAAAGAUUAUAUAUACAUAUAUAAGAUUUCUAUUGUAUAAAGAUAUUAUAAGGAAA